Molecule: messenger RNA, 1029 nt
Organism: Acanthochromis polyacanthus (spiny chromis)
Lineage: Eukaryota; Metazoa; Chordata; Actinopteri; Pomacentridae
Gene: fkbp3
Product: FKBP prolyl isomerase 3
Exons: 7
Coding region: 40-705 (221 amino acids)
Molecular function (GO): peptidyl-prolyl cis-trans isomerase activity
Source: RefSeq, a predicted model, not a curated record
CAUCCGCUGAGGUCAAAGUUCACCAGUUCGCCUCUCAAAAUGGCGGCUGAACCAACACGGGAGUGGAGCGACGAGCAGCUCAAAAGUGAUGAUUUGCCCAAAAAGGAUCUCAUAAAGUUCAUCCAGGACAAUGCAGCUCACUCGUUCCUGAAUGAACACAAGCUGCUGGGAAACAUAAAAAAUGUCGCCAAAACGGCAAAGAAAGAGCAGCUCGUCAUCGCCUAUAAUCAGCUGUUUCAGAGCAAAAGAUUUAAAGGCACAGAUCCUGUUGAAGAAGUGACCGAGGAGGUGAAAGCUGUGAAAUUAGAAGAAAAGCCCAAAGAAGUGAAGACAGAAGUUGUGGAUGAGGGUCCUCCUAAAUUCACCAAAUCAGUGUUGAAGAAAGGCGACAAGACAAACUUCCCAAAGAAAGGCGACACUGUGAGCUGCUGGUACACCGGAACCCUGGAGGAUGGAACCGUGUUUGACACCAAUAUUCCCACAGCAGCAAGGAAGAAAAAGCAGGCCAAACCGCUGAGCUUCAAAGUCGGCAUGGGCAGAGUCAUCAGAGGAUGGGAUGAAGGUCUUCUAACGAUGAGCAAAGGUGAAACAGCUCGACUGGAGAUUGAACCAGAGUGGGCCUACGGAAAGAAGGGUCUCCCCGACUCCAAAAUUCCACCCAACGCGAAGCUGAUUUUUGAGGUAGAGCUGGUGGCUGUGGAUUAAAUAACUUCCCAGCAUGCACUACAUUUCAAGAAUGCACUCACUUUUAAAGGCCUUGCUGCAAAGAUCGAAGCGGCUCUUGUUUGGAGCCGUUUCCGGGGCGUUCCGUUUCUGUUCUAUCACAUUUAAACAGGUUGGAGUAACAAGUAAUUUCCAGUCAUUACCGCAUUUUCAAUUCUGGCCAAAAAGGAAUGGCUUGUCAAUAAUGUACAUAUGAGAGACCACGAAACGUGAUCCGCUUUUUGUUCUGUUCUUCUGCAUGUAUGCUGUAAAUGACGAAUAAACCCGUUUGAGUCUCUCAGUUCCGACAAAGGAAUUCCAACCUGA